AAGAAACCCUGAGUUCGAUAAUGGUUCGGGGAAUCUGUUGAUUUUCCGGAUCGAGUGACCGAUCGAUCGAACGCUCGAUGCCGCUUGUGCCGAGGCGAGGGGCGCGCGCCGAGCACGAUGCUGUUCGUGAUGUGCACGGACAAGUCGGCCUGGCUGUUCCCUUAUGCGCGGGAGCUGCUGAGGAAGACCGCGCAGCCCGUCGACUCCGAGGAGCGCGAGGAGGACGAUGAGAUCCAGGCGGCGCUGCAGCUCCCGAGCCGGCAUCCAGUUCUGGGACCGGCGCUUCACGGUCGUCACGGCAGUCGGGGGCCCCUUCGGCGGUCUUCAGGGCGUCGGCGUGGCCCCCAACCAGGAGUCGCGGCGGCGCGCCGGCCGCCUGGCCAUUGCCGCGGCGGCGAGGGCGCAGGU
This is a messenger RNA of Prorocentrum cordatum, 408 nucleotides long. The record is from the annotation of a GenBank genome assembly. NCBI's taxonomy places the organism in Eukaryota, Dinophyceae, Prorocentrales, Prorocentraceae.